GAUAAUCACUCUGAAAGAACAGCACAAAAAAAACAGAGUAACAGUGAAGUAGACCAAGAAGAAGAAGAAGAUCAGCUUGAUUUAAAACCACAGCACACAGAUAAAGAAGUUUUGGGAAGAGGCUCUGUGGUCGUGACUCAAGAGAAGAACACUAUUCGCAGAUGCUGAAUGAUUUUCUGGCUUCAUCAGUUCACAUGAGCAAGGGGACAACAUGUUGAUGCGCUUCAUGAGUUGACGUUGCAGUAUAAUUUCAUGAUCCAAAGUCCAACUGUUGCGACAACAUGCACCCACUGCAAUACGGAAAGGAUUGGAAAGGAUUAAUCGGUUAUAAGGAUUGAAAUUAUGUUCCCAGUAUUCUUUAAGGAUGACUUCUAAAUACCUUCAAAAGGACUGAUCCACACAGGCCAAAGGAUGGCAAAAAGUGUAAUGGUGGCCUACUUUUUGUGGGCAGUAGGUGGGCCUUUGGGCCUUCACCAUUUAUAUUUAGGAAGAGACAGCCAUGCUCUGUUGUGGAUGCUAACCAUUGGUGGAUUUGGGUUUGGCUGGGUCAGAGAGGUUUUACGUAUUCCUGCAUAUGUUGGAGAGGUCAAUCAAGAUGCAGAGAAAGAAAGAAGAGUUCCAUCAGUAGGCCCUGUCAGAUUUGCUGGACAGGUGUGUGUUGGGAUCUACUUCGGCAUCGUGGCUGUGAUCGGACUGAACUCCCUCAGGUUCUUCUACCUGAUCGUUCUGCCUCUCUGUGUGGGUGCAGGGGUGCACCUGGUGUCCAGUAUUGGCCAGCAGACCUCUGAUCUCCAAAAAACGUUGACUACUUGUCUCAUAACCUCUCCAAUAUUCUAUGGAAGCUCAUUUUCACCUCUCCCUAUAAGCCUGGCUGCCAGUGUGACUGCAGCAAAGCAUCGCAGGUUCAAACCUCCACGAACACCUGGGUCAACACAGGAACUAGGUCCAAGGCUUUACAGGCUUGGUCUAGCCUGGCUGGCCUUCUCUGCUCCUCUGGGUUACUGUAUUUUCCAUAACACCACAGCCACACUGUACUACCUGUCUGACUGUUUUGCAGCAUUGCUAGACUUUUUCUGGUUUUUGCCUUGGCUCAGAAGUGUAUUGGAGUACAUACUUCUAAUGCCAUAUCGGAUAUUGUGUGUUAUUACUGGAGGGGGCUACUAUGAAGAGGCCUGGAGGAAGGUACUGGACAUACUGCUCAAGGAAUACACUGAGAAGGAAAAAGAGGCACUUCAGGUACUUUCACUGGAAGUAGAAGCCUCUCUUGAAGAGAUAACCCGCAGCUACAGGGAGCAAGCAAAGAAAUGGCAUCCAGACCACAAUCCAAGCAAGGAUGCUGAGGCAAUGUUUGUGAGGGUCCAUGAGGCUUAUGAGGUCCUUCUUCAACACCACAGACCUCAGCGAUUCAAAUAGUUUCCCUUCAUUAUUUACUGAUUGUCCUGAAUAGUUGCUCAACAGUGAGACUCUUGAUUGCAUUGUCUUCUCACUCAUUAUUUUUGAUGAAAAUCUAAAAGCAGAUCACGAUCAGUGACUUGCAUGUGUUUUACUUUUUUUUUUUUUAGACAUCCACAGUUUUUUGAUUUGUUACUUGGCAGAGUUGGUGUCAAACAGAAGUUUGCCGCCACCUUGUGGUGCUAUAGCUAUAUUAGCAUCAUAUACAAUUCCAUCAGAACAUUUUACUUAUAUUUAAAUGUCUGCUUAUAUUCUAUUAAAACGCUACCACUUCAAACACAUAUCAUUUAACCGCACACUGGGAAUGCUGCAGCAUUUAAUUCUUGAAAUAGGCCUAUGUCAUAACAGUGUAAUAAUGGUAGCCUAUAACGACACAAGCCAAAAAGAGGUUGCACUGUCAUUUAGCAUUUCUGGAUGAGGAAUAGACUAUUAACAUUUUCUAAUUGAUGUGGCACAUUAUUUGAUUCAAUGUAACCAGCUUCCUGGACAGCGAAUAGCCUGCAGGCUAUUUUCAAUAAAGUUAUUCCUGCACAGUA
Messenger RNA from Labrus mixtus (cuckoo wrasse), 1988 nucleotides. It is a transcript of the gene dnajc22, whose product is annotated as DnaJ (Hsp40) homolog, subfamily C, member 22. Gene Ontology annotation, cellular component: early endosome; plasma membrane. The transcript is spliced from 5 exons. The record is from RefSeq and is a predicted model, not a curated record. Gene Ontology annotation, biological process: endocytosis. Lineage: Eukaryota; Metazoa; Chordata; Actinopteri; Labriformes; Labridae. Bases 412 to 1413 code for a protein of 333 amino acids.